Adineta ricciae is the source of this 792-nucleotide messenger RNA. Lineage: Eukaryota; Metazoa; Rotifera; Eurotatoria; Adinetida; Adinetidae. The record is from the annotation of a GenBank genome assembly.
AUGUCGCAAAAUAAUGAAUCAAUUGCUACAUGGUUUUGCCCGAAACAAGGUAUUCAAUUGAAUAGUCAUAAAACAGUACAUCUGACAAUUCAUGGUUAUACCUACGAUCACACGUACUGGACAUUUCCUUAUCAAUCACCGAAUUAUUCAUAUGUUAACUAUGUCAUUGAGAAUAGUGGUGGAGAUAUUGUUAUUUUGAAUAUCGAUCGAAUUGGAAUUGGUUUAAGUUCAAAGCCCCUGGCCACUGACAUAACCGUCGAUGCAAAUGCCAAUGUUAUUUCUCAAUUAAUAACAAAUCUACAUAAUGGAAUGUCUCAAAAUGUUCAAUUCGUAGAUAUUGUACUCGUCGGUCAUUCACUUGGAACAUUGAUUUCAUGGAAAAUAGUUUCUCAAUCUGCAUAUAAUCGAUACGUUCGUGGUUUCAUUGCUACCAGUUGGUUGCAUUUACCAAAUCCAAUAGGGACAACUGCAGUUGUGACUCUAUCCUAUCCUACACAACUUGAUCCAAAGUUUAGUCAACAAUCACUACCUAUCGGCUAUCUCACGACAAAUCGAUUGAAUCAUACACGUCAGUAUCUAUUCUAUAAUAUCAACGAUACUGAUCCAAAUGUCAUUCAAGUCGACGAAGAAACGAAACAAACUGGUACAGCAGGCGAAAUCGCGACAUUUGGAUUAGCUUAUUCUCCAACUGUAACACUGGUGAUGCCGAGCAAUAUUUCUGUGUUAGUUGUCGUCGGAGGACACGUGACACGAUAUUUCCGCGCGCGACAUUACAGCGCAUGUGCAAAAUGA